This is a messenger RNA of Rhododendron vialii, 911 nucleotides long. RefSeq lists its product as uncharacterized. The record is from RefSeq and is a predicted model, not a curated record. The transcript has a single exon. Bases 100 to 597 code for a protein of 165 amino acids. NCBI's taxonomy places the organism in Eukaryota, Viridiplantae, Streptophyta, Magnoliopsida, Ericales, Ericaceae.
UCUCCCCACAACCUUGCUCAGAAUUCACCCUAGCUAUUACCAAACUAGACACUUAGAUCACCUCAUUAAGCAAGAGGUUGUGGUGAAGGUAUAAUAACCAUGGGGAAUUGUUUGGUUAUGCAGGAAAGGGUUAUAAAAGUCAUGAAGACAGAUGGGAAAGUCCUUGAAUACAAAUCCCCUAUCAAGGUUCACCAAGUGUUGUCAGAUUUUGCUGGCCAUGCAAUAUCUGACACGCUUUAUGUCGUCCGGCAUCUCAGGCCGGACUCCGCUAUGAUUGGUGGUCGCUUGUACUACCUCCUCCCUCUUCCAGUGGUACCACCGGAAGUCAAGAAGAAGAAAAGGGUCAAAUUUGCAAAUCCAGAGGUAGAAGAAGCAAGUGAAGGAAGUGGAGUUGUGAGGAUAAAGCUGGUUAUCAGUAGGCAAGAGCUUGAAAUGAUGUUGAGUAAAGGAGGAAUUUCAGUUGAAGACAUGGUUUCUCAGCUUCAGAAGAAACAAAGCACAGAUGAUCAGAAUGACAAGUUCGAAAAUAACCAAGACGGCGACGGAAGCACGAAAGGAUGGAAGCCUGUUUUGGAAAGCAUACCUGAAUUAAUCUAGCUAGUUUAUAUGUAUUUGGUAUAUUUUUCACUUCUAGAGUUUGAAUUUACAGAACCUCACAAUAUAUCACUCGAUCUCAGGCCACGUUUCCACUAAACUACAAGUCGUAGACUACUACCUGUAGUUUAGCGGAAACGAAGCCUCAUGAGUCUUUGCUCCCACCCUGGUACAUCUACAACCAGAGGCAAAGGCUCAUUAUGUAUGCAAAACCAUGCCCUGUUGCUGAGAAGUUAUUUAACUAGAAAUCGCCCUUGCGACAUGCUAAUCUUCACUUGUCCUCGAAUCUUUCGAAUGAAAACAUACUUUGCAAGUCA